AUGGUGACGAUCUGUACCUACAAUGCACGUACGCUUGCAUCCAAGUCUACUAUAGAAGACUUGCCCCUGCAAGCAAGAAGGAUAAAGUGCGACGUCAUCGGCCUGGCCGAGACGAGAAGACGCCAGCCAUUCAACGCCGUCUAUGAUACCAGAGAAGAAGUGUUUCCCGGAACAUGCGACAGUAGAGGAGUCGGCGACGGCGGCGUUCUCGACAACACGAAUUUGUCAUUGAACAUUGAUUCAUUCGAACAACUUACAAACCGAAUCGGACGUCUACGAUUACAAGAUGCAGAUCAAUAG
Molecule: messenger RNA, 300 nt
Organism: Angiostrongylus costaricensis
Lineage: Eukaryota; Metazoa; Nematoda; Chromadorea; Rhabditida; Metastrongylidae
Source: the annotation of a GenBank genome assembly